ACGUCACCGCAGCGCACAUGACACCCGCUGUGUGAUCGUCUCUGAGGCGUGUUUGGAGUCAAGGCUCUCCCCCAAGUUACUAAUGACAAAAAGUUUACCGGUGCUUUUUUUUACCCCGACGUCACUCGUCAUGCUGGACCAGUCUGGUGGUGGGCCACACCGCGGCCGUGUCAGCGCAGAGAUCCGACCCAAAGCGACUAAAAGCCGGGCGGUGCGGCCAGAAGCCCCGGUGAUGGAGAGGAGCACCAGAAAGAAAGUGAUUGAGAUUGGUGGAUUUACUUUAUCCACUAGGAAAUUUCUAGUGGCUUUGGACAUACUUUGCCUCGUCCUUGCUUCCAUCCCGUUCUUUAUAUCUGAGCUGAAGGCAGUGGGUCCUUACAAAAGAGGUUUUAUUUGUGGAGACCUCAGCAUCGCCUACCCCUACUUGCGCUCUGAGACCAUACCAGAUGAAGUCCUCAUCGCUGCCGGCAUCCUCAUCACGGGCGUCACGAUCGCUUUAGGGGAGUGUUACCGGCUGCGGUACCUAGGUGUCACCUCCAAGGCUUUUGUCAAGAACAAGUAUGUGUCCUGUCUGUACAAGGAGUUGGGCUGCUUCCUGUUUGGCUGCUGUGUUGGCCAAUCACUGACAAACAUAGCCAAGCUGAGUGUGGGCCGUCUGCGGCCGCACUUCCUGUCGGUGUGUGGGGUCACGUAUGCGUCGCUCCAAUGCACGGAUGGAACAUACAUAGAACCACUCUGUACCAAAACUGACCGUCGAUUGAUAGAGGAGGCCAGGAAGUCCUUCUUCUCUGGCCACGCUUCAUUUGCUAUGUACACAAUGCUCUAUUUAGCCUUUUAUCUUCAGGCUCGGCUGACGUGGAAAGGGGCUCGCCUGAUAAAGCCUGUGCUGCAGUUCUUCCUGUUUUUGCUGGCCUUCUACACAGGUUUGACCCGCGUCAGUGACAACAAACACCACCCAUCUGACGUGGUUGUUGGGUACAUACUGGGAGCCCUCACUGCAUACUGGGUGGCCUACUACAUCUCGUCCAUGUUUAAGAAGCCAAGCUGGGAUAAGGAUGCGGUAGAGACCCAGGACAAGCCCUUAUCAGCACAUCACAGCAUCUGCUAAGGCUUCCCUCCACCUGUGUAGCCGCCAGGUGUGCUUCAGCAGAAGAUGAGAAGAAUGUGAGCCUACUUCCUGUGACGUUAAACCACAUACCUCAGCUUUUUGGAAAAGGGCGCGGCAGAGGAUGUGACAGAAAGAGUACACAGCAAUAUUGUAAAGUCCUUUACUCUAUAGGCUCUGUUUGUUGUUGCCAUGGCAACAGAUCACAGACUCUCCUCAUGUUUUCUCAGCAUCAGCACCUUUGCUCACACAAACGUUGCUGUCGACUAACAGGAUCAGGACAAUGACAUCAUAACACUCAACAUUUCAUCGACUUGAUUUAGAUUCUGAAGGUUUUUUUUGAUGCUCUCAACUGUUUUUGAAUUAAAAACACAAAAAAAUUGAGGAUAUUUCACAACUUGCAAAAAUAGGUUUUGAUCAUGUGAUUCUUGAGAUGCUUCGGGUCAUUGGCCAACCACAACGUGUAUGUUCUUAAUGUUGAUCUCUAAACUACGUAAUGUAUAAUGUAAGCAGUAUUACCACUAAAGGCCUACUGAAAUGAAUUUUUUUUAUU
Messenger RNA from Entelurus aequoreus (snake pipefish), 1658 nucleotides. Its product is annotated as phospholipid phosphatase 3-like. The coding region runs from base 83 to 1108 and encodes 341 amino acids. The record is from RefSeq and is a predicted model, not a curated record. Gene Ontology annotation, molecular function: phosphatidate phosphatase activity. Gene Ontology annotation, biological process: phospholipid metabolic process; phospholipid dephosphorylation; signal transduction. The transcript is spliced from 6 exons. NCBI's taxonomy places the organism in Eukaryota, Metazoa, Chordata, Actinopteri, Syngnathiformes, Syngnathidae.